This is a messenger RNA of Triticum turgidum subsp. durum (durum wheat), 681 nucleotides long. The record is from the annotation of a GenBank genome assembly. Lineage: Eukaryota; Viridiplantae; Streptophyta; Magnoliopsida; Poales; Poaceae.
AUGAAGUCGAGCAGCGGCGGCCAUGUCGUGGGAGUCCCGGUGACCUCCAAGGCGUAUGGGAUUGAGGAGAAGGCGCCGUCGGCCAGGGACGGCCAGUCGUUCAGGAAGGCCGACGGCGACCACCUUGCUGUCUCCUUGACGAAUCCUAGCCCCUACACUUCUUUCGGCUACAAGCACAGCAGCAAAGGUCAGGUUGUCCACUGGGUGAGCAAGCUGAGCAGAAGGGCGCAAGGCUUCCGUGAGCAUGUGACCCUGGGUCCCAAGAUAUCGGAGACCGUGAAGGGGAAGCUGAGCCUGGGGGCCAAGAUCCUGCAGGCCGGCGGGAUCGAGCGCGUGUUCCGGAAGGCGUUCACGGCCGAGAAGGGCGAGCGGCUGGUGAAGGCGCUGCAGUGCUACCUCUACACCACCGGCGGCCCCAUCGCCGGGAUGCUCUUCGUCUCCACCAAGAGGAUCGCCUUCCGCAGCGACCGGCCCGUCACCGUCACCUCCCCCAGGGGCGACGUGGCGCGCGUCUCCUACAAGGUGGUCGUCCCGCUCAAGCGGAUCGACAAGGUGCGGCCGGAGAAGUACAUCCACGUCGCCACCGUCGACGGCUUCGAGUUCUGGUUCAUGGGCUUCGUCAGCUACCAGAGGUCCUGCAAGUACAUGCAGCAGGUCAUCGGCGGUGCCGAGCUGCAAUGA